GAUCUGGCAUCAUAUGAUCAUAUUAGCAGUCCACAGCUGAGCCACCGGUUCUAAGUUGAUACGUAUUUUUCUGUACUUUUAACAAAAUGCAGGGACUUUCUUUUGCUAGCAUCAAGAAACAUCCUUCGUUGAUUCCAUUGUACUUCUGCCUGGGUGCGGGCUGCCUCAUGGCUACGCUGUACACGGCGCGUCUGGCCCUCAAGAAUCCUGACGUCUCCUGGAAUAGGAAAGUGGAUCCCAAUGAGGCGUACCGCACCAAGCAGUAUAAAUUCUAUAACACGCGCAUCGACUGGAAGAACUACGAGUGCCCGGCUCCUGAUUUCGAAAAAUCUGAGUGAUGCCGAAAUCGUAACGUCGUUUACAGCUUUGCAUCACAGCCACGCUCUACUUUUGCUUCUGUCUCACGCCACUGUCAUGCCUGUCAAGUCUCUGUCACACGCCUGUUGAGUCUCUGUCACACGCCUGUUGAGUCUCUGUCACACGCCUGUUGAGUCUGUCAGUCUCACACACGCCUGUUGAGUCUCUGUCAGUCUCACACACGCUUGUUGAGUCUCUGUCAGUCUCAUGAAUGGGUUGCUCGCAAUCUCGUUGCGCUCUUAUUAUAUGUUUCAAUUGUGUUGCGUCUGUUCCCUGACCGUCUUUCACAUUUUCACGUUAGGCUUCAUUCUCAAAGCUGGCCUUGUGUAUGCUUGCUUCUGUCUGCCUGUUUUCUUCUGUCCGCCUGUGUUCGAACCUUAAGGGGGGGGGGGUAUACCCUAAUACUUUCGGAUUUGGCUUUUCCGGUUUUUAGUCUCAUCUUGAAGCUGACAUUCUG
Molecule: messenger RNA, 814 nt
Organism: Hyalella azteca
Lineage: Eukaryota; Metazoa; Arthropoda; Malacostraca; Amphipoda; Hyalellidae
Gene: ND-MLRQ
Product: cytochrome c oxidase subunit NDUFA4
Exons: 3
Coding region: 87-338 (83 amino acids)
Source: RefSeq, a predicted model, not a curated record